AUGUUUAAGUUUUUAAAUCCUUUUCUUAAACUUUCUGAUCAUUGUAAUCUUGGUAAUCAAGUUUUAAACAAAGCCAUAGAUAGUAUUGAAAAAUCAAUAGAGAUUAUGCUAAAAGAAGAUCUAGUAGGAGUUACUUUAAUAUUUGAUGUUUUUGAUAUAAGCUCAGAACGAGAAAAUCAUGCUGAAGUUAUAAAGAAAACAGAACUUAUGAUGCAUGAAUUAAGAGAAAAUAAUAUUAUACUAUGUGCAACACCAAAAGUACUCAAUAUGAGUAAACUAAGAGCUGAUAUUACAUACAAACAUCGUCAACAACAAAAUCUCAAGUUUCAUACAAAUUUGGAAGCUAAUAUGAUACUAGAUGUAGAUAAAACAAGUUCUAACACUAAUAAUGAAGAAAAUAAUAGUGAAAUAAUAAAUAAAAAUGAUUAUGAAAUGACAAUUGAAAAUAAUAAUCAUAAUGAUAACGAUGAAAAUAAUGAAGAGUAUAAUGAAUUAGAAAAAGAAGAAAUCUAUGAAAAAAAUAAAGAAUUACUUAUUUCUGAAGAGGAUUUUGGAGAAUAUCUUCAAGGAUGA
Messenger RNA from Scutellospora calospora, 573 nucleotides. The record is from the annotation of a GenBank genome assembly. NCBI's taxonomy places the organism in Eukaryota, Fungi, Glomeromycota, Glomeromycetes, Diversisporales, Gigasporaceae.